GUGAAAUUCAUCCAGCUUCAGUAACCAGUCCAGUUGCAUAGACUUUAGAUAGCCAUGUGAAGGGGAUUCCACUGUCAGAAAAGAGGUCAUCAUGGUGGACGUGAAGUGCCUGAGUGACAGGGACUUGCAGAAGCAGCUGAAGAAACUUGGGUUUUCACCUGGCCCAAUAUUGCCUUCCACCAGAAAAGUGUAUGAACAGAAGUUAGUGCGAUUGUUGGUUCCACCACCCGGUACACCGCCUAUACUGACUGGACCCAGAGAGCCGGAUGGAUCUACGGACAGCGAUGACAGUGAAGGAUCUUACUGAGUCAUCCAAGCUGGGCUUCAGCUUGCAAUUCUCCUGCCUCAGUCUCCCGAGGGCUGGAAUCAUCAGCAUGCACCACCACGCUCGGCUCCCAGAUAUUUUUCACAUGGAAAGCUCAUUUAAAACCUCCCUGUUAAAAGCCAAGCUGAAGGACUGUGUGGGGCCUACAGCGGGUUUGCAGGGACGACAAGCAGCUGCAAAAACCACCAGAAAAAAGCAAGGAUUCAAAAAAAAACCCAGUCUUUGAAAUUCAAGAGCAGCAGGAAGAUGUCGUGAAACCAAAGUCUGGUUAUAGUAAUUUCAAGAUGCUAAGAAAGAGACCCAGGGCUCCCAGCACUAAAACAAGAGCUCCAGACCUCUUCGGCCUGUGUGCGAAGCCUCCCAAAGGGAAAAGGUGUCCUGCCAGAACACGGAACAGCAGGAUCCGAUGUAGGACUGUCCCCCAAGAGAAGGAGCCCUGUGUCGGGGGCCUGGUGGGCAUCAGGGGCCUGUUCCCCCUGUGCCUGAGGCUUGCUGUCCUCGGCAUCUUCAUCAUCGUGGUGUUUGUCUACAUCACCAUGGAGAAGAAGUCGUUCUUCGGUUAGGCACCUGAGGAGCAAAGCCAGGCCUCGGGCUCACCAGGGAGGAGCCCGGAGUUAGCGGAAGGGGUCACCACUCCCGGACCUGGCAGCCCCUGGCCCUGUGCUGGGCGGAUGCAGCCAGACCUGGGCUCAGCCAGGCGCGAGAGAGAACCAGGCCGCUGUGAAGACAGUGCAAGUCAGCAAAUCCCCUAGUAGUGUCAGUCGCCGUUACAGGCUCUUUCCACGUCAAGCAGACUGCCAAAGUAACAGCCAGUUGUUUUCAGCGGCAACUUCUGAGAAUCGGUACAGAACAGACCUCUCAAGGCAGUGAAGAACUGAAGAAAUGGCACAUAUAAGAGCAUCAAGAAAGACUCUGAAAGUGAGCAUUUAGCUUUAACAGCUUCCAUAUUAGACAAAGAAGAAGAGGACUGGAUACAAGAGUAAAGGGAACCAGCCUUCAGA
Fukomys damarensis (Damara mole-rat) is the source of this 1326-nucleotide messenger RNA. RefSeq names its product LEM domain containing 1 (gene Lemd1). The transcript has 11 exons. The coding region runs from base 92 to 307 and encodes 71 amino acids. NCBI's taxonomy places the organism in Eukaryota, Metazoa, Chordata, Mammalia, Rodentia, Bathyergidae. The record is from RefSeq and is a predicted model, not a curated record.